Camellia sinensis is the source of this 1231-nucleotide messenger RNA. Lineage: Eukaryota; Viridiplantae; Streptophyta; Magnoliopsida; Ericales; Theaceae. The record is from RefSeq and is a predicted model, not a curated record.
UUACCCUUUCCCUUGAGAAAUCUUUCUAUCUUCCCCAUCUCUCCAUCAUCAGUGUCUUUCGCAGAAAUCAUCAGCUCCAAUGGCCACUCUCAAUCUCUCUCUCUUCUCCAAAACCCUAAAAACCCAAUACAGCACCUACCUUAACCCCACCACCACUCUGCUCCUCACCCACUCUGGCCCAUUUCGCUCCUGGGCUGGCCCGCACUCGAACCCUACCCUGUCUCGCACUCGAACCCGGGCUGCCCUCGAUGGAGACUACUCUUCCAAGAGAAGCAGUAGCAACGACCCCAGAGAAACCCUAAUGUUACCGGGCUGUGACUACAAUCACUGGCUCAUUGUCAUGGAGUUCCCCAAAGACCCUGCACCUACGAGAGAGCAAAUGAUUGAGACCUACCUCACUACUCUUGCCACUGUCCUCGGAAGCAUGGAAGAAGCAAAGAAAAGUAUGUAUGCUUUUAGUACCACCACGUACACUGGAUUCCAGUGCACUGUAUCAGAAGAGACAUCUGAGAAAUUCAAAGGAUUGCCAGGAGUUUUGUGGGUACUACCAGAUUCCUACAUAGAUGUUAAAAACAAGGACUAUGGAGGAGAUAAGUACAUCAAUGGCGAGAUAAUUCCUUGCAAGUACCCUACUUAUCAACCAAAGCAAUCUAACCGAUCAAAAUAUGAGAGUAAAAGGUAUGUGAGACAGAGAGAUGGUCGCCCUGCUGAGCGAAGAAGACCAACACAAGAGGCAACUUCAUCAGAAUCUACCUCUGGAUGAGGUGAAUGUUUAUCGUGUUAAUAUGAUGUGAUGCUAAGAAGCAUGAACACGGAUACGGACACAGACACAGACACGUGAUACGACAUGAAUACGAUACAGACACGUCGAUACGCCAAUUUUCAAAAAAUGCACGACACGACACGACACGACACGUGGGGGACACGCAUAAAAUAUAUAAUUCUAUAUAUUUAUUAUAUGUUAUAUAUAUAUAUAAAUAUAUCAUUCAAAAAUAAUGAAAAAUGAAAUAUGGCACAAAUUCCUAUAAAUUUAUAUGAUUUUUGUUUCAUUAUUAUUUUAAGUUGUUUUGUUCAAACUUAUAAUUAGUUUCACCCGUGUCUAAUUGAUAGACACAUGUGUUUAAGCGAUAAACACGUAUGUCCUCUAGGUGUCCAAAGAGUGUCUGGUUGUGAUAACCCUGUCCUAUGUUAUGUUAAUUAAUCUUAAUUAUGAUCGAGAUUAUGUGUUUAA